Molecule: messenger RNA, 2866 nt
Organism: Caenorhabditis auriculariae
Lineage: Eukaryota; Metazoa; Nematoda; Chromadorea; Rhabditida; Rhabditidae
Source: the annotation of a GenBank genome assembly
AUGUUGGCAACGGGCCAGCCACACUGUCGACCAGGCCUCGCUCCUGCUCCCAACAUUCCAAAUCCGCGAAACGCUGGGAGAAAAAAGAGCAAUCCGGUAAUUUUUUCAUCUCCCAGUUUCAGAAAAGUGAAAUAUUGUUUUUUCUGGAGGUACUUUGUUUCUAUAAAACACGUUUCCUGGUUUUCUUUCAAAACUUCUUAAUAGGAUCUCUUAAAUCAAAUUCCCAGUCCUCACCUCAAUUACGGUACUGUGAGUUCAUUCUCAGCCUGAGUAGUUACUUUUUCUUUUUUAGAAACAUUAGGCUUACUCUCAAAUCUUCCGAUGAACGAAACAAUAUUCUGAAGAUACGGAGAGUCUAAAGUGGGAGGUUUUAUGAAUACUAUGAAGUUAAUAUGUAGUUGAUGAGGCGGUUUUGGUUGGUUUGGGACACGAAGAAAAACAUUUUAACACGAAUUUGCUUUUUUAUCGAGAGGGGGAGGUCGAAUUGAAAUAUCACAGUAAAUAGACUAGUACUCCUUAUUAAGCCUGAUUUUUGCGGCAGGUUUUUUCGAUUUUGACUGACUUUGUUCAAGAGAAUGCCUCCAGUUUGAAGCAGUGUCUUGAAUGAUUUAUCGGAAAAAUGGAACGGAUCUGGCCGUUUUCAGGUGUGGGACUUCUUCACGGACCUCAGGACUCACGGAUUGGCGGGCGUUCGCUGUCGAUUCUGCCACUGGGUGACCAAUGACCGGAGUCCCACCACAAUGAAGUUUCACCUCAAAAGGAAGCACGACACCGGUCCGUUUUCCGCUUUUUGUUCGGCUGAACGGCUCUUCUUUGCAGGACCAGGAGGACUUUGGGCCAUUUGCGAGGAAAAGAUCAACUCUCAAGCGCCGGCAAAUUACGCGCCGCGCACCAAAAAAAUGGUGAGAAACUUUUUUUUUCCCCGUCUGGCAUAAACAGUUUAGUUUUCGGUUCUUGAAAAACUUACUGUAGAAUCGCAGAAAUUUUUUUUCUUUCUUUUUCAAAUUUUUUUUCUCGAAUAGAAAUGAGCUAUCCAUUAACAUUUUAAUUCGUGAAUCCAACGAUUUGCCCACUCAGCAAGAGCCAUUCAAAUACUUAUUGAUGACUUGUUUGAACAAAGUGACGUGUAGGGCCUCCAAUCGGAAGAUUUGCUGAUGAAAGCUUUGGCGCAACAAUCCUUCGCCUUCAACCCGUUCGCCACCGCCGAAGUCAAAUUACGAGGUUUUUUUUUUCGCUUUCAUCCUUCCCGCCAUUCGCUAACAUUUGGGAACAUCCAGAUGGAUUAGUAAUAUAAGCCGAGAAAAAAAAAUAUCUGUGACUGGCUUCUAACAAAAAAGUCAUUUCACUCGAAGUUUUCGAAUUCCCCGAAUAGAAGGACCAAUCAGCCAACUUUAAGGUACUGAUCAGGCUUUUUCUAUCAUCUUUCUUCUCAUCGAGUAAAAUUUAGUAGAAAAUAUUUUAAACAAAGUUUUCUUUGGGAACUUUCAGAAAAUGUUUCUUUUUAGCCCAAGACGACUUUUUGAGCACUCUGAUCCAGCAAGCAGCUCAAUAUUCUGCGUCGUCACCGUCUUGUGUGAGCUUUCAUAGUUUUUGAUCUUCAUUUUCUUCGUUUUUGUCAUGGUGAAAAUGAGUUUUCAGGAAGCCGGCCAGGAAAAUGAAUCGAUAGCCUUGUCCGACUCUUUUUUCCUCGGGAAACUCAACGCUUCAGAAAACGGAAAUGUGAGAUUACUUAUUCAAACUGGGCCAUUUCGGGAAUUUCAGAAGGAAGAAGACAGUUCGUCGUCUUCAGUCAGUGGAAUCGCCGCCUCGAGCGAAUUCCAACUCAGUGAUGGCUCUAGUAUUGCGGCCCUCUUGCAGGUUUUUCGAUUUUCUCGAAUUUAGAAAAAAAGAAAGAUUUUUCUCAGAUAGCGACAGACUCGGAUCUGACGUUCACAUUCAAUGCGCGACGCGUUGGAGAGUACUGUUUCGAGUCGAAUAAGAGAAAUGUAAGAUUUUCAUUGGGCAAUUAGGAGAAGAAUUGAAGAAAAAGCAAAAGCUGAAAUUCGAACUAACUUUUUCACACUUUUGGAAAUAUAUGUAUGAAAAGCUUAGGCUGACGUCAAAACAGUUUUUUUUAUUCUUUUGAGGCAUUAGAUGUUAUUCAUUUUGUAUGAUAUGGAAGUUCAACUUCCCAGAAUCAUGCUAACUUGAAACGUAUGCGAGGUUGAAAAAUUAGAAAAGAAAAUCAUUUAGGUGAGCAAAUCUUGUAAAAUUUGAUGUGAAUUUUCUAUCUCCGGAAAUAUGUAAGACAAGCUAGUUUCUCGUUUUUUCACCCUAACUUUUGUUCUCGAAAUUUUAAGACUUGACGUGUACCUCUUAUUAUCGAUUUCUACAUCUUAAAUUUAGUUUACAAAGUAAAUUACAUCUCAAAUCGAAGUCUUGGAUCAGAGUUUGAGAAAAAGUUGGAAAGAGCGUCGGUAGAACGUCAGAACCUACAUUUCUCUCUGGAAUCCCAACAUUUGCGGCUCUCUGAUUGCUGACCACACAUAUUGGAGCUUUUUCGCAGUUAUUUUCUAGCUCUUGUUUUCAAUCUUGGGAUAAAUGAAAGAACCCUUCCUUGAGCAAAAUUCAAGCAAAGACCUUGCGGCCACCAGAAAUGAGUUUGAGAAAUGAGAAAUGAGAUGAAAAAUGAGAUGAGAAAUGAGAAACGUGUACUGAUUUGAGGUUUCAGAGCCGAAUGGUGGUCUUGUGCGACUGCGGCAACGAAAUUCGCGUGGCGCAACGCGAGUCCGACGAAGAAGUCCGCGUGGAGAUGUGGCGGAAAAGCGACUGGCUGCAGUUCACCUGGGCCGUCCGGGGCACCUGUCUUCAUUUCCUCAAGUCUUAG